Molecule: messenger RNA, 1112 nt
Organism: Microdochium trichocladiopsis
Lineage: Eukaryota; Fungi; Ascomycota; Sordariomycetes; Xylariales; Microdochiaceae
Product: ankyrin repeat-containing domain protein
Exons: 5
Coding region: 150-1112 (320 amino acids)
Biological process (GO): protein localization to ciliary inversin compartment
Cellular component (GO): ciliary inversin compartment
Molecular function (GO): protein binding
Source: RefSeq, a predicted model, not a curated record
ACCGUCCUGUCCCCAUUACUGGUGACCGGGCACGAUUUUUGGUUCGCCACGCCCCCGAGCGUUGUGCAAUAAAACACAAUUUCUCUGUCGCGCAUCGCAACCCCCAAAUCGGUCAAAGGGAAACGGCGCGACAUUGAUUUCCAACAACAAUGGCGCUCCUCGACCUCCACGAAGAAAUCCUUGACACCAUUGUCGCAUACAUUUCGGUGAGAGACAGAGUUGCUUUGCUCUCCGCCUGCCGAAAGUACUGUCAAUCGUUCGAGCCAACUCAUUAUUGGCAGGAUGCCCAUGGCGAGAAACCAUGUGCACUCCUUUGGGCCUCGGAAAAUGGAAAGGUUCAUACUACAAUGAAAGCCGUCGCAGCCAUCAAAGGCGCUCCCAUCCCCCGCGGGAUCGACGGUCGCAGGCCACUGUCGAUGGCGGCGAAAGCAGGCCACGAGUCGCUGCUCCUUGAGGCUGAAAGAGCAGAUCCAAACGAAAGGGAUGACCACGGCCAAACCCCUUUGUCGUUAUCCUCCUUUAUGGGACACGAAGGUGUUGUGAAGUUGCUGCUUUCGGCAAACGGAAUCAAUCCCGACCCCACCAAUAAUUAUGGCCGGUCGGCGCUCUCCCUGGCUGCUGAGGCCGGCCGAUUGGCGGUGGGGGUUGAUGUGGACUCUAAAGACGAUGACGGGCAGACGCCCUUUUGGUUUGCCAUCGGCAAGGGACACGAGGGGGUCGUCAAUCUCCUCACUGGGACAGCAAGGGUCGACGCCGGUGUGAAGGAUAACGAGGGCGAUACACCGCUCUCGUGGGCCGCCUGGAAAGGCAACCAGGCCAUGGUAAAGCUCCUUCUGGCUACAGAAGGGGUCAAUCCCAGUUCCAAGAACAAAGCUGGCCAGACUGCCCUCUCUCUCGCAGCCAUGAGGGGGAAUGAGGCGCUCCUCCUCGCCACAGAGGGUGUGGACCCGGACUCAAAGGAUAACUUCGGCUCUACACCGCUUAUUUUUGCGAUUAAGGGGGGGCAUGAGGCCGUGUGUGGACACAAUAUCCCGACUUGCGGCUGGCCCGCCCUUACUUCUAAGCUUUCUAACCCUUUCCUGAAUGCUAACCAUUGGAGAAAGUACCAGUGA